Pungitius pungitius (ninespine stickleback) is the source of this 1082-nucleotide messenger RNA. RefSeq names its product GTP cyclohydrolase 1 (gene gch1). Gene Ontology annotation, cellular component: cytoplasm. Lineage: Eukaryota; Metazoa; Chordata; Actinopteri; Perciformes; Gasterosteidae. The coding region runs from base 83 to 850 and encodes 255 amino acids. Gene Ontology annotation, biological process: tetrahydrobiopterin biosynthetic process; tetrahydrofolate biosynthetic process. The record is from RefSeq and is a predicted model, not a curated record. Gene Ontology annotation, molecular function: GTP binding; GTP cyclohydrolase I activity; zinc ion binding. The transcript has 6 exons.
GCGUUGAACCCACUGAACGCAAGUGAGACGUCACGCGACGCACUGACUCAACAAGUGCAAGUCCACCACAGAAGAAGUAGUGAUGGAGCCCUCCGAACCGACCGAGCAGCUGGACGGCGGCUCCGCGCUGAACGGACACUUGGACCGGACGGUGAAGCGGCCGGUACCGGGCGGCUCCGGGUGCGCUCCUCCCACCUCCGCCGCCGCUACCGCGUCUGCCGCGUCCGGCGCGGCGCGGCCGGUGAUUGCGGGCGGGCGGGAGGAGCGCACCCGGAGCGUGGAGGACAACCAGACCAGCCUCCCGUCCCUGGCCGCGGCGUACACCACCAUCCUGCGGGGACUGGGCGAGGACCCGCAGCGGCAGGGGCUGCUGAAGACCCCGUGGAGAGCCGCCACCGCCAUGCAGUUCUUCACCAAAGGGUACCAGGAGAAUCUCAUCGACGUGCUGAACGACGCCAUCUUCGAUGAGGACCACGACGAGAUGGUGAUCGUCAAAGACAUCGACAUGUUCUCCAUGUGUGAACAUCACCUGGUGCCCAUCUUCGGCAGGGUUCACAUCGGCUACCUCCCCAACAAGAGAGUCCUGGGCCUCAGCAAGCUGGCCAGGAUCGUGGAAAUCUACAGCCGGCGACUACAAGUUCAGGAGCGGCUGACCAAACAGAUCGCCGUGGCCAUCACCGAGGCGCUGAAGCCCGCCGGAGUGGGCGUGGUCAUCGAGGCCACUCACAUGUGCAUGGUGAUGCGGGGCGUGCAGAAGAUGAACAGUAAGACCGUCACCAGCACCAUGCUGGGGGUCUUCAGGGAGGACCCCAAGACCCGCGACGAGUUCCUGGCGCUGGUCAGGAGCUGAUGACGUUGGACUCCUCCUGUUGCCCGCGGUUACCUCCACGGACCAUCAGCCAGCGCGUGUUUGCUGAGAAGAAGAGACGCCUUGUUUAUUUAUCAGGACUUCAACCUUUUAGUAGUUUGUUCCUCACUCAGAAGGAGGAAAACACAGCGGUUCCUCUUGCUGUUAAAGACACACACACACACACGUACACACACACACGUACACACACACACGUACACACACACACGUACAC